AUGACGACUGUUAUCGUAGGCACAAGUCACAUGCGGAGACUGGCGGAGAAAACGAGUGGGCGGGCCGUAGUGCUGGCAGCCGGUGGCGAGACUGCCAAGGGAUUCCUCAAAGGCAACCAGUUUGAGCGGUUGCAGCGCGUCUGCGGAGCUGGUCCAGUGCGGCAUGGUAUCGUUCACCUGGGGGACAACGAUGUCGCCUCUGCUCUACGACGUCACAAAGCAGCCGAUGCCAGACUCGACAGCGCAGAUCUGCGACGACGCAUCAACAAAUCUGCCCGAGGCCAAACCCCUUCUAAAAAAGUGGCGGACGAGAUCGUUGAGGAUCUGCUUGAGAUAUGUCGGCAGAUCCGCCGUCUCGUCGGGAAGGCGGCACUUAUCAGUGCCGUCGACCUCCUGCCUAGACGUCACGUGUCAGCUGAAGAGCGGAAUGCCUUCCUGAUCGUCAAUUCCCAGCCGAAAUCAUUAAUCUUUCGGUCUGGUGCGGAACUGUACGACGCAAAGGAGAAGAAGACACGGAAACAAAUGGCCAACAAUUACAUGGCCAACUGUCAGGCCCAUUGGAAGGGGAUAACUCCGGAUGAGGUCGCUGACUACUACAGCAAUUGGGCGGACACACAGCAAUAUGAUCAGGACUUAGAACCUGGUGUUUACAAUGGACCAGUCAUCAUUGCCGACGAGAUGGCAAACAGCUUUCUGGACUGUCGAGACAAUAUUCGCAUCAUCGACAUCGCCUGCGGGACGGGCAGAGUCGGGGAAGAGCUUGCCCAUUACGGGUUUAAGCAGAUAGAUGGCCUCGAUCCGUCGGCGGGAAUGUUGAAACAAUGCCAACAGAAGGGCAUAUAUAAAAAACUGUACCAGGAAUUCUGUUCCGACAAUACCCUCCCUGUCGAAGACGGUGUGUAUGAUUGUGCAGUUGUUUCUGGAGGGAUGGGUGAAGGCCAUAUUCCGUGUAGCGGGUUGCAAGAAAUGUGCCGCAUUGUGAAGCCAGGCGGUAUGGUGCUGAUCGUGAUGCGAAAGGAGUACCUGCAGUAUGUAGGCGAAUACACGGAGCGUUUGGAACCUUUCAUCGAGAAAAUGGAGCAUGAAAACAGAUGGAAACUGCUGGAAAGGCGCGAAGUAAGCAACUAUUCAUUCAACCGUGACGGAGUACUCUUUAAGAUGAAGGUGAAAAAGAACACUGUUGACCACAUUUCUGCACUGGAAUCUCUUCCGAAAAAGAUUCCAGCAUAGGCGUUUUGUCUAACAAAGAAGAAGAAAAGCAACAUGUGUGACAGCCCGUCAUACAUUGAUGUACGCUAAGAGAAAACCCUUAUAAAAAGUUGAAUGUGAACUUGAGUCAUUAUUUGUUAACUUUUGUUGGCUGCGGACGCUCGACGAGAUGUCCGUCAGUGUUUUUCUUUUAAAUGAACAAGCUUUCUGUUUGGCAAGGUUUUUAAAGUGACACUCUUAUUCAAAUCAAUCAAUUCAGACGUAUACCAAACCUUAAAUUUGACUGAUAAACCUUUAACUUCUUACUAAAUAAUGCAUUUAAGAAAAAUAUUAAAUACUGAUAACAAGGUUGUAACCGUGAAUUUGAUAGCUAAAAGAUUAACUGUGGUCUACUAAAGUCUCAUACGGUAGAAAUAUGCUCAUUUCUUUAAAAUUUAACUCGGUAUAAGAACCAUUGUUUUCGACAUUUAUUCAUCCUUUUUCGAGUCUUAAAACAAUAUUAUUAAUUGUGGUAAAUCUUAUUUGGGAAGAGUGCAUCUUUAACUAUUCUGUAAGUUUCAUAUACAUUUUGAAUGCUGUGAGUGAUUGGUAUAAUAUUCGGUUUAGAUUUUGAUUGACACUGUUAUAUAAUGCCUUAUGUAUGGUAAAAAAAACAUGUAUAUAAUUUUUACGUACUUUUGAAAUAAAUACGGUUUUCUCUUUUA
Mya arenaria is the source of this 1913-nucleotide messenger RNA. RefSeq lists its product as uncharacterized. NCBI's taxonomy places the organism in Eukaryota, Metazoa, Mollusca, Bivalvia, Myida, Myidae. The transcript is spliced from 6 exons. The record is from RefSeq and is a predicted model, not a curated record. Bases 1 to 1230 code for a protein of 409 amino acids.